Molecule: messenger RNA, 757 nt
Organism: Actinia tenebrosa (Australian red waratah sea anemone)
Lineage: Eukaryota; Metazoa; Cnidaria; Anthozoa; Actiniaria; Actiniidae
Source: RefSeq, a predicted model, not a curated record
GUUGGUUGCCAAGGAAUUUAACCUCCGUUUCCUAAGCAUGCGCAGGAGCGACUAAUAUUAGCAGAAAAGGUCAUUUGAAUUCAUUGUAAACAGCUUCGCAAGCAGGAACUUCUGAUAGUAUAACUUUACUUAGUCACACGCCAACAUGAUCAAGGUGUCUGUUCGUCUUGAGUUYUUAACCCCUCCACCGAUCGGUCCCACACCACCCCCGGUAGAACCAGUGGGUUUAAYAGUCAAGGAACACACUAAUGCCUACGACAUUCUAACCCUCGCUGCUAAGGAGAACCCUGCCUAUAAAUUCACUACAAUCGAGCAGCAACCUUAUGGCCACUUUGUAACAUCCAUCGACGGCGUGUACGAGGAUAAGGUUAAUGGCAAAUACUGGAUGAUGUAUUCUGAUCCAGACACCUUGGCGCCCACUGGGAUUGACAACUUCUACCCAAAGGAUGGAUCUUGUACCAUCUUCAAGUAUCAAAUAGCGAAAAGUAACAUAGAACACUGAAAUAUCGAUCAGGCUUAUGGAAAUGGACUGAGAAAAUAAAACAAGCCCGCAAUUAUUUGAUGAUGAGCUAGCCACAACACGGUGUAUAAUUAGGUAUAAGAAAAAAGCUGAGUAACAAUGUAAACUAUGUAUGAUUAGUGAUUGACAUUUUUCAGGCUAAGAGAAGCACAUUUGUAAUGGCGUACAUAUCGUCAGGAAAUAGUUGACAAAUUAUAGAAUCAUUUCGUGCUAAAAAUAAAUCAUGAUAUUACGGUA